Tribolium castaneum (red flour beetle) is the source of this 893-nucleotide messenger RNA. RefSeq lists its product as uncharacterized. The transcript is spliced from 5 exons. The record is from RefSeq and is a predicted model, not a curated record. Lineage: Eukaryota; Metazoa; Arthropoda; Insecta; Coleoptera; Tenebrionidae. Bases 186 to 809 code for a protein of 207 amino acids.
AUGCUCAACGUUUUUGCAUUUUUUGCUAAGCAAUUAAUGUAAUUUGGGACUGAGACGGUUUAUUUAUUGUAUUUAUUUUCUCCAACAAGUCGUUGAGUAGGCCAAAUUAUAUCGCCGCUCUUCACUUCAAAAACGUGUCAAAAUUCGUAUCUUUUGACAGUGCAUAUUUCGGCAAAAACUUCAAAAUGUCUGGUAACAGAAGCAAGAAGAAUGGUAAAAAAAAUAGAUUUUUCAAUAUUCCUGAGGUGCUUCAGGUUAAGUCAGUGAAAUUAGACACUAACAAGAGCAGCAAUAAAGACGGGAAACCUAACGCGAAAUCUGAAGACAACUUACGCAAAAGCCGCAGAUUUAACAAUAUCUUGAAAAAUCAACACGAAGGCUUAAGUGAAGAAAGCUGUCUGAGGAAGUUUAAAACGUUGUCGCUAAAUAACGAAGGCGAAAAUGCGCCAAGCACGAGUUCCAGCAUGCUGAAGAAUAAUCUGGAGGAGUCUUGUGCUAUUUUACAAAAAGCUAAUAAUAUUACUGACGAAGAACUUCCGUUAGCCAUGGAGUAUUAUCCUGAAGGCAAAGAUGAUACUGCUGAUAAAAUGGACGACGAAUUUGCUUGCACAUACAAAUAUUACGCAAAAAACACGAAAUCGAUUAAAUUUACGAACCAAGUAACAGUAUUGUAUUUCAACGGCGAAGACAUUCUCUGCGAGUCUAUGGAACCUCUGAAGAAAGAACAGGACCAACAAUUACGGAACAAGGAAAUGCGGAAAGAACAUUUACUGAGUAAAGGACAAAUCGACAACUUAUAUUUGUAUUAAAAUGACGUGUUUAGUCAAAACGUUGAAACUUUGUUUAUACAAUGUAUUGUAAAUACUUCACGGAAUAUUGUUUAUUUCGUCAAA